AUGUUACAGUUAAAAUAUUUCAACAAAAUCGAGAGUGAUAAUGAUGAAGAUGAUAAUAAUAAUGAUGAAGAUUAUAAUUCUAAUGAUGAUUCUAAUGAUGAUAAAAUUGAUCAUCAGUAUUAUGAUAGUGGAGGUAAGGAUUAUGGUGGUGGUGAUAGUAAGAUAAUAAUGGUGAUGAUAGUGGUGGUUGGUGAAAGUGAUAAUAAUGAUAGUGGUGGCGCUGGUGAUGUUGAUAGUGGUGGUGGUGAUAGUGAUGAUAAUGAUGGUAGUUGUAGCGCUGGUGAUGUUGAUAGUGGUGGUGCUGAUAGUGAUGGUAGUGGUAGUGCUGAUGAUGUUGAUAGUGGUGGUGGUGAUAGUGAUGAUAGUGGUGGCGCUGGUCAUGUUGAUAGUGGUGGUGAUGAUAAUGAUGGUAGUGGUGGCGCUGGUCAUGUUGUUAGUGGUAGUGGUGAUAAUGAUGGUAGUGGUAGCGCUGGUCAUGUUGUUAGUGGUAGUGGUGAUAAUGAUGGUAGUGGUGGCGCUGGUGAUGUUGAUAGUGGUGGUGAUGAUAAUGAUGGUAGUGGUGGCGCUUGUAAUGUUGAUAGUGGUGGUGGUGAUAGUGAUGGUAGUGGUGGCGCUGGUCAUGUUGAUAGUGGUGGUGGUGAUAGUGAUGAUAGUGGUGGCGCUGGUGAUGUUGUUAGUGGUGUUGGUGAUAGUGAUGGUAGUGGUGGCGCUGGUCAUGUUGUAAGUGGUGAAGGUGAUAAUGAUGAUAGUGGUGGCGCUAGUGAUGUUGAUAGUGGUGGUGGUGAUAAUGAUGGUAGUGGUAGCGCUAGUCAUGUUGUUAGUGGUAGUGGUGAUAAUGAUGGAAGUGGUAGCGCUGGUGAUGUUAAUAGUGGGUGGAAGGUGAUAAUGAUGGUAAUGGUGGCGCUGGUCAUGUUGUAA
Messenger RNA from Ruditapes philippinarum (Manila clam), 918 nucleotides. RefSeq lists its product as uncharacterized. Lineage: Eukaryota; Metazoa; Mollusca; Bivalvia; Venerida; Veneridae. Bases 1 to 918 code for a protein of 305 amino acids. The record is from RefSeq and is a predicted model, not a curated record. The transcript is spliced from 3 exons.